This is a messenger RNA of Mizuhopecten yessoensis (Yesso scallop), 6105 nucleotides long. Its product is annotated as aggrecan core protein-like. NCBI's taxonomy places the organism in Eukaryota, Metazoa, Mollusca, Bivalvia, Pectinida, Pectinidae. The transcript is spliced from 8 exons. Gene Ontology annotation, cellular component: external side of plasma membrane; extracellular region. Gene Ontology annotation, biological process: biological process involved in interspecies interaction between organisms. Gene Ontology annotation, molecular function: signaling receptor activity; carbohydrate binding; chitin binding. The coding region runs from base 160 to 3129 and encodes 989 amino acids. The record is from RefSeq and is a predicted model, not a curated record.
CUUAUGUCAAGCACAGUUUCGGCCUGAGAUAAAGUGAUGGUUAAGAAGAGCUAAAUAUCACAGGAGGACGUUUUUCGGCUCGUGUCUACAAUAAUAUCUUAUUGAGUGUUGGCUUAAUCUAUUUCGUUUUCUUCGACUUCGAUCAAGACAUUAUAUAAAAUGAUCGAAACAUUCUUAAAUCUUUUUCUGUGUUACUCCUCACUACAAUGUAACAGGAUUCCGUACUAUUCCCCGAAGAGCUAUGUGGAGAGCACAGUGAUUGGCAACAGUAGACAGUAUACUUUCAGAUUUUGUAAUGACACCGUAGAGUUGCCAAAAGUUUAUCUCAAUGACGUGUGCCGAUGUGUUCCUGAAAGAUUUUACUCAAUUUUUAUGGUCAUCAAAGAUGAAAUACGAAAAGGGCGAUUUAAUGGAUUCAAAAUGGAUUGCACACAGGUGUUCAAUACAACAGAUGACAGUAGUACAACACCCCAGAAUGCUGCACCUAGCAAAAUCUCUACGGCUUUGGCACAACUUCUUCGUCUCCGAGGGGUUAGUCCUUUACAGAUAGCUAGGAUACAGGCAACUGGUUUAUCUGAAGCAGAGCUGGAGGGCUUACGGGCUAGAAGAAAAUUAACAAUGGCUGAGAUUGCAUUUAUGCAAACAAGAGGUGUGCCGAUACAGCAGAUCAAUGCCUUCCAACGUAUGGGUCUUUUGCCAUCAGAAAUCAGAGCAUUACGUGCAAGAGGACGACUUCCUCGUGUCAGUCCUGGCAUACCUAGAACUCCUUUUCUAGCAAGGGCCAAUACUUCACCUCCUGGCAGCCUGCCUCAGGUAACGCCUAUUCGUCCUUUGUCUUUCCCUAGAGUCGUUCCACCUAGAAUAGGUAGAGGUGUCGCACCCCGUGGGACUGGUAGACGAAUCAUUGGUACACCCAUUGUCACACCUAUCAGACCACUCGGUGUACGGGGCUCUCAAGGUAUCGUUCCUCAAGCUGUCAGGCGUAUCACAAAAUUCCAAGAACUCCAACUCCUUUCCCGACAAUUAUCACCAUUACAGCUUGUUCUACUUGUACGGGGAAUGACAAAGGAAGGCCUUGUGAGUUUAGCAACAGAAAUGACUGCUAACCAGUUUGCUGCAAUGUGGAAAGUUCUAACAAAAGCCCAAAAGCAACAACUGCUUCCUAGUUUGACUUCGCAGAUGAGAGACCGCCUUACCUCAACACAAACAUCCCAAGAAAGUCUUCGUGCUUUCCAAAAUCAACUUACCCCUAGCCAGAUAAUGCAACUUUCACCAGAACAGAUACAACGUCUUGGAGCUGUUCUUGCCUCCAUGGAUGGUGACAAGUCACAAUUGCCUAAAGGUCUUUUGCCCUCUUCAAAUGGAGAUACAACCCCUGGAACAGGACUUCACUUCAGACAAAUAAAUCCUACUACUACAGUAAUCAGAACAGGUCCGAGUACGACUGAUAAUACAGUUUUUAGUGGUGAGGGUCCCAGUGCACCUGCAAUAGGAACCAUUGUGAUCCCUGGAGAUAAUGUGGUUGGCGGGGACGGAUCAGUACCCUCAACAGGUACAGGUACGUUGACACCUGUUAACAAUGAUAGUGGGGCGGAGAAGAUGAUCCGUUUUGAUGUUGUUCCUACAGAAGCUGGGGAUUCACAGUUCAAUAAAGGCAACAUAGUCGAAGUAGGAAUGUCUCCCAUCGACACAUCUGGAACUGUUGUUGAUAUUGGCGACCAGAAUGUACCUAAUCCACCAUCACCCGACUUGCAGCUCACUUCUGGCAGCCUCGUUAUCGAUAGUCCGACCGUCGAUGCCUUAUACCAAGCAAGUGUUGGCGGGUCAAUAGCAGGAACGUCUGAGUCAGGUUCUUCAAACACAGCCAUGACUGGAGACACUGGAAAUACAUACGCGGAUGGCAAGACACCUGAUGCUGGAAUGGAUACAAUUAGUCCGACCGUCGAUGCCUCAUACCAAGCAAGUGCUGGCGGGUCAAUAGUAGGAACAUCUGAGUCAGGUUCUUCAAACACAGCCAUGACUGGAGACACUGGAAAUACAUACGCUGAUGGCAUAUCACCUGAUGCUGGAAUGGAUACAACCAACAUUAUUCCCAACUACAAACGCUUUCCAGAAACAGAAAUGUUUUCAUCUGGUAUGUGUUCAGCUUGUGAAAAUUCUGCCGGAGAACUGCCUUGUUACCUGCCUCAUCCUGGGUAUUGUAACAAGUUUAUACAAUGUGUCCCAGCUUCUGGCUCCGAACUCCGUCCACAAACAAUGAACUGCUAUGAUUUCUUGUUCUGGGAUCAAGGCAUUCGGAGCUGUAUUCCAACCAGCGAACACUGUACAAUGCCGACCGGGGUGGAGAAUCUACCUAAGGAAGGGGUUAUUGAGGCGCCUGUUGAGUAUGACAGCACACCGCCACAGCAAGCCGUGGAGACUACCACCACAACACCAACUGUCGACCCCUCUACCGAACCACCUCCUGAUUAUGCACCUUUCGAACGAGUUCAAGCCACUUUAGAUAUGAGUUUAUAUCCGGCCCCUCCAUCUGGACUUGUAUUUCCGGACGGUGCUCCCUCCAAUCUCGAAUUCCCGGAUAUCAACACAGGACCCAAUAGAAUAGUAGCAGCUGAUGAGCCUUUCAACAUGGAAGUCCCCGAAACUACAGCCUCCUCAACUCCUGCAACCGUGAAUACCUCUCCUACCCCAGUACCGGUAAAAGCCCCUCCAGCUGAAGUGUGCGAGGUGGGAUGGGUAGGAUUUGAACGCGACUGCUAUUUCCUCAGCAGUGACCAACUAACGUGGCACUCAGCACUAACACAAUGCCAUAAUAUGGACGCUCAUUUAGCCAGGAUAUACACGACCGCGGAAAACAAGUUCAUACAAAAAACAGCAAGAAAUAGAAAAGGCGGUCCUUAUGAAGGAUACUGGAUAGGAGGAUCGGAUAUCCGGACUGAGGGAGUAUGGGAAUGGUAUGAAACUGGCAAGCAGCUUGGACCGGUAUUCUGGCACCAAAGCGAACCAAACAGUUUCCAAGGGGAUCAGGACUGCCUUCAGCUAUUCGUUCACCAUGCUUUCCAAUGGGAUGAUGAAGUGUGUACGCAUGAGAGACAUUAUGUGUGUGAAAAAUCUGCCAAAUUUGACUGAAACAACAUAUAUAUGCAUACACACUUAUUUCCCGUGAUUUCUAUGAAAACGCCAGUGUUUCAUGCAUGCUUUCUGAAGCGUAUAAAACCAUGCUUAGGCGACGCAUUGCCCUAAAGAAUUAGAAAUGAGACUCGAUAAUCAAGCCACAUUUUCGAACCAAUGAACAGUUGCUGUAAAGUAAGACGAAUGGAUAACUUUAAAAUUUUGAAUAGGUCCGUCUAACCCGUUAAAGAUGAGCCGAAUAGUAUUACAAACUGGUAAAUGUUGGCUGGAUUAAUAAGGCUUGAUUGCAGCUUUCAUAAGUUCGUUUAAAGUACAUAUUAUUAUCAAACCAAGUGAUAACAGAUAUUCUUGAAAUAGUAUCGUAUGACUACAAAGCGUGUAUAUUUACCCCCAACCCCCACCCAUUCCAAACCCCAGCCACCAUAUUUACCCCCAACCCCCACCCAUUCCAAACCCCCAGCCACCAGCCCCUAUACCCACUUAACCCAUUUUGCAAAUAGUAUAAUAGUAUGGGUUAUUUCAUCCCAUCAGAAUAUCCUCUUUUAGCAUUCCUUAUGUCAUACAUGGUAAUAUAACUCACCUUAGCAUAACAUAUAAUUUAGAUAAGUAUUAGUAUUUUUCAAUGGUAUAAAUUAUAUUUUCAUAGAUGAUAUAUACAUUUACCCAAGCAUAACGGAUAUUUUAAAUCCAAAUCUGGCAUCCUUUCUUGGGGGCGUCUCUAUAAAUAUGAGUAAGUAUUAUUUAUUUCAGUUACACCGCAGAGAGACAUAAUAUAACAGUUUGCAAAUUAUGUUGAUAAGUGUGACGUCAUGGACAUUUGUGCUAGAACUGGUCCCUGUAAAGAGCUGUUAUAUAUAAUUCGAUCUGACUAAAGAUAUAUAAAAUUUCUCUGAGGCUGAUGUUUUUUUAGAUCAAGCAGCGACGUCAUUUACAUGAAAAGGCAUAAUGUGUAAUACACCUGAAAUGUCAUAGUUAGUUUUUAUAUAUCAAAACUGCAUUCCAAAAAUCAUCAUAAAAACACACACAUGCAUCCAUCUGGGCUUAAAAAAAGUGCUCACUAUGAGUUAAAAUAUUUCUAACAUUUAGUUAAAUUCUAGCUGCCGUACAAAUACGAUAGAUAUACAUCUGUAUACACAUGCAUGGGAGUCUCAUUAGACAUAAAUGGUCUUAGUCUACAAAUACCACCAAUCGUUUUCGUCAACUUUUUACAUACAGAUUAUACAUGUUCUUUCCACAUUAUCUAUAAAAACACCUAAAUGUUUGACACAACUCGUUCGUUGCAUCGUCAUUCUUGCAAUUCGUUUGGCAAAGUAACCGCAAAAUACAACAUUAAAUAGAAUAUUUAGAAAUAAAAGUCUAAUAUGAAGAUAUAAAUGCGUUACCAGUCGUUAAAAUCUUACACAAAUGGGUAUAACCUAUUGUCAUUGUGACCAGACAAAGAGUCACUGGCCUGUGACAUUAUACACCUGUGAUGACUAUACGUGUAAUGUAUCAUUGUAUCGUACAUCAGACCGUCGGGUCAGUGUACAGGCCACUGGUAAGCUGCAGGGCGUAUACACUCAGCGCUAAUUUCUCCUCAUUGUAUCACAUCGACUCAACCAGAACUUUUUAAAUGAGUAAAAACAUCCUAUUUCUCGACGACUGAUCGGAAUAAAAUUCUUUCAAAUAUUUUCUUUUAAACCACAGUAACAAUUGUUGACAACGUGAUUUUCGUGGAAAGAUAUUUUUAUCAAUUCAAUACAUUUCAUUUUUCCCGUCAAAUAUUACUGUAUACUGUAAUACAUAUAUAUAUUUCGCGAGAUAUUAAUUUACGCGUUCAUUCAUGGUGAGACCGAUGCAUGAUCUUAAAGCUUCGAUGAAAAUCAUUUUCCGUAGGAGAUACUAAUUACCAUAGCACCUGUCAAUCGCGUAUUCAGUGUCAUUUAGCAAAAUAAACUCAAACCGUGUAUUCAACACUGUGUAUUUUCGUAUUUUAAAAUUUUAUAGUGUACCCUUUGUAGUUUAUAAAAACGUUGCCAUUGUUUAGGGGAUUGACGGUCACUAAUAGGUCCAUAAGGUAAAGCUACGUCAUCAAAUGGGGGUGACUGAGGCACAAUGACAAAUGAAAGAUUGUAAAAGAACAAUUGUAUAUUUUCUAUAGGGUAAAUAAAAAAUACACAUUCCCAAUACAGCCAAACUGUUGUUGUAAAUAAGCAAUUACCUUUGUUCGUAUUAUCACCAAUUCUAUGUUAUAUUUUACUUGUCGUUCUUGUUUUAACGGUCGUGUAAUAACACAACAUGGCGUAUAAAGUCUAGUUACUGCCACGUCUCUACAAACAAGUUAUACGACCACGUGUUGAUAUAUAGAUAUAUUGUACUUAUGAUUUUUCAUAUACGUCUUAACAGUUUACUUGUUGAUUUUCAAAUAUUUAAUAUCUUUUUUUUUAUAUUUCGUUUUCCCGUUAAAUAGAAACGACACAAAUCUUUCGUUUUGUUUUAAGAACAGUUUUGACUUUCCAAAGAAGCAUUUCUUUUCUGUUGUUAUUUAAUUCUAUUUCACUUGCAUAAAUAUUACUUAAAUUAGACGCUGUGAAUCCAAAGAUAGCCAAUAUGUGAAGGUCGAAUACAAAUCGCUUUCGAUAUUUGUCGAAUUAGUUUUCAUAGUCAAACCUGUUUUCAGAAACCAUCUGCAGCAAGUCAUUAAAAUAGGCUCUUAUUGAUGUGGUGUCAUAAUAGAGUUCAGUAAACAAGAAAAUCACUACACAGGAGAGUGCUAACACUUGACACAGGUGGUCUCAAAAGGGAGGUUAUCCUUCUAGCAGGAUUGACGGUUCAUACGAACUAUGAUAAUGUUCUGUAGACUUUAUAUUUAUUGAAUACUUCUGUGCAUAACUUGUUUAUGAAUACUUCACAUUAGUUACUGAUUUAAUUGUUAUAUGUGCAUUUGCUUCAUGAUAUGUAUUGCUAUUUUAUUGUUUCAAUAAAUGUUUUAAA